CCUGCAGGACUGCAGACAUUCACAGGAAGCUGGACCAGCAAUGGCUCUGCUGAAGGUUCUGCUGCUGCUGGGGCUGGGUGUUGCAGUGAGUUCAGUGUCUCUGCAGAAGAGAAUUAUUGGAGGUGAGAAAUGUAGAGACGAUGAGCGUAGGUAUCAUGUGAAGAUUUAUGGACAUAAUAAGACACAUGACUAUAUUUGUGGAGGAUCUCUGGUCAGUCAUCGAUGGGUUCUGACUGCAGCUCACUGCUGGGAGUCAGAUCCAGGAUGGGUUAUUGAGGCACAUGUAGGAGUUCAUCCUAAAAGUGCUCCAAAGCAGAUUUAUACAAUCACUCAUCAUGAGAUUUAUAGAGACAGCAACGGUCGUAAACAUGACAUCAUGCUCCUCAAGCUGCCAAGACUAACAAUAAUCCAACCAGUCAGACUAGCUGCCUGUCCAGAUACUCUCCUACUCGGCACCAAGGUUCAGAUUGCAGGUUUUGGAGGAUCAAAACUUGGCAUGUUUGGCAAAAGAAUCCAUCAUCAUACAGAUGAUCUCCAGUGUGCAGAGAUUGAAAUUGAUAAACAUGAAAAGAUGGAAAAGCUUAUGGCAACACAUGAGUUCUUUGAGUACAGUUUCCAGGAGUGGUACAGUGUGAGAAGCUCUAAGAAGGACUCAUCUAAAGGCGACUCUGGUGGAGGAGUUGUGUUCAAGAACAGGCUGUAUGGUGUUUGUGUUUUCACUUCAAGCUACAAGUAUGCAGACAACGGACCAGCUGGUGUCAUGGACGUCUGUGGCUAUAAAAAGUGGAUAGAUGACACAAUUAAUCCAAAAUCAUAGAUUGCUCUGUGUCUGUAUUGUAGCUUAAUGUUUCCAGCAUCAUAAAAUCACAAAGUUUAGUCAAUGUUUAAAUUUCAGUUUUCAUUUAAUUAAUUUUAUGAUUUACACCUGAAUUAUUUGGAGUUUAAAGUUAUUGUGUUCGAGUUGAUCUGUGAUAAUAUCUUAUUUCUGAAUAAGUGAAGCUGCAGUUUGUAAUAAUCAGUAAUAAUAUCCACUGUCACAUGACUACAAAAUAAACGGCUGUUAUCUGA
This is a messenger RNA of Xiphophorus couchianus (Monterrey platyfish), 1068 nucleotides long. Its product is annotated as kallikrein 1-related peptidase b22-like. Lineage: Eukaryota; Metazoa; Chordata; Actinopteri; Cyprinodontiformes; Poeciliidae. Gene Ontology annotation, biological process: proteolysis. Gene Ontology annotation, cellular component: secretory granule. Bases 41 to 817 code for a protein of 258 amino acids. The transcript has 6 exons. The record is from RefSeq and is a predicted model, not a curated record. Gene Ontology annotation, molecular function: serine-type endopeptidase activity.